This is a messenger RNA of Solanum lycopersicum (tomato), 864 nucleotides long. The record is from RefSeq and is a predicted model, not a curated record. NCBI's taxonomy places the organism in Eukaryota, Viridiplantae, Streptophyta, Magnoliopsida, Solanales, Solanaceae.
AUGAAUCAUCCUAUAUUCACAGGGGCUAAGACUUCAAAGGAUCUUGAGGAGUUUAUAGACAAGGUGCAUAAGAUCCUGGUGGCCAUGGUGGACAUUGAUAUUGAGAAGGCUGAUCUGGCUUCCUACAAACUCAAGUAUGUUGCACAGACUUGGUGCAAGAUGUGGCAAGAUAGUCGUGUCCUAGGUGGAGUGGCAGUCACAUGGGAGUUGUUCAAGACAUCAUUUCUGGAAAGAUUCUUCCCCAGAGAGAUGAGGGAGGUGAAGGUUGAGGAGUUCAUUAACCUUAAACAAGGAUCUAUGACGGUCAGGGAGUAUUCCCUGAAGUUUUUGAAACUAUCAAGGUAUGCCACUUCUCUUGUGUCCAACAGCAAAGACGAGAUAAAUAGAUUGUUGACAGGAAUUGCUGAGGAUCUCGAAGAGGAAUGUAGGGAAGUUAUGCUGCAUGACAUCAUGGUUUCUAGGCUUAUGAUCCAUGUCAAGAAAGUGGAGGAAAGCAGAAAGAGGAAAUACACUAGGGUAGGGAACAAGUCAAGGCAAGCUGAGGAGAAUUUUUCAAGGAAGAGUAGUACUGAAAUUAGGGAUAAGCCAAGGUUUAAUAAGGGACUCUUCCAACAAGGGGAGUCAAGUUCAUCCAAGGGUCACCAUGAUAGGUAUUCUGAGUCCAGAGUUAAGAGAAACAAUGAAGUAGAUACACCUCAGGAGAGACCACCUUGCAGAAAGUGUGGCAAACAACAUGGAGGAGAGUGUAUGAGGGGCACUAAUGCUUGUUAUAGUUGUGGAAAACCGGGUCACAUGUAUGAGGUUAGACUUCCUACUCGUAAGGCUUUAGUUCCUUAUCUCUUUGUAUUUGUUGCUAUUGGCUAA